Messenger RNA from Penicillium maclennaniae, 459 nucleotides. RefSeq lists its product as uncharacterized. Lineage: Eukaryota; Fungi; Ascomycota; Eurotiomycetes; Eurotiales; Aspergillaceae. The record is from RefSeq and is a predicted model, not a curated record. The transcript has 2 exons. Bases 1 to 459 code for a protein of 152 amino acids.
AUGCCGCCACCGCCGAGUCAGAGGGCCGAUAUCGAGCCUCCAGAAGAACUUACCUCGGAAGCCGUCAAGGGCUUUGUGACGGGUGUAGCCCGCUUCGGAUCUGUCUCGAUUCUCGCACAUAUGAUCAUGAAUCUGCCUCACCCCUUCACCUUCUCUAAACCCCAACCGCCCGCUCCCGCCGAGUCUCAGUCGCGUCGUCAGUCACCCUUUUCCCGUGACUAUAUUCGUUCUCGCCUUUUAUACCGACCGAUGGAGGGCUUCUCCGAGUGGAUUUCACCCACUGCUCGCGUCUACCGCGGACUGACUCCACAAUUCAAAGUCUUCAUCCAGAUCGCCAUCAUGACCUUGGGAGGCUGCAUCUGGGCUGAGAAACGGGUGACCGAGUACAUUGAUCUAAUUCGACAGAUCAAACGGGCUGAGCGAUAUCAGGCUGAGCGUGAGCAAGGUAACCGUCGUUAA